This is a messenger RNA of Topomyia yanbarensis, 2439 nucleotides long. RefSeq lists its product as uncharacterized. Bases 81 to 1241 code for a protein of 386 amino acids. The record is from RefSeq and is a predicted model, not a curated record. NCBI's taxonomy places the organism in Eukaryota, Metazoa, Arthropoda, Insecta, Diptera, Culicidae. The transcript is spliced from 6 exons.
CGGUAUACGAUUCAGAUGCUAGAGCAUUAACUCGUGUGAAAAGUGGCCUAUCUGGGCGCCUUUUUUCCGGUCACGAAUGAAUGAUGUUCACACUAUCGCGGCUGCCCGAUGAAGAUGACCCGUCUCCGAAUGCUGGCAACGGUAGCAAUAGCAGCAGCAGCAACAGAAGCACUACUAGCAACGAUUCCAGUAGUAGCGUCACCAGUGGCCUUGACGCGGCCGGAACCUCGGUCGCCAGUCCAACUGCCUGGAAUCUUGAACUUGAUCUUCAAAUGAUUGAAGAAGAGAUGCAAGUGAUCGACACGAUCGAUCAGAGCUACUGGAACGGAAAAUUCGUUCCACCGCCACCACGACCGCCGUUUCUGGAAGAAACCAUUGCUCCCGAUGGGUUAACCACCUGUGACCUGUGUAGCUGGGCCUGGCAGGACAAAGGGACCCUUUCGCUGGAUGGAGCAAUUAAAGAAAUUUUCUCCCCACCUUCAGAUACCAAGGAGUUCAGCUGGACAUUCACACUGGUCGUAGUCUCACUUACAUCGGCCGUAAUCGGUGCCAUAAUUAUGAUAGUGUUUCUUAGGUGUAAAAGGAUACGAUCCAAUCAAAAUGGAAUACGGACUUUAUGCUUUGAUUCGAAUAGUGCAAAAGACACAACGGGGUUGAAUUUUGACAAUCAAACAUCAAAAAACUCCACCAACGGGUCUUGCAGUCCCCGAAGUACGAAUUCGGGACUUUGGACGUGGUUCAGCAGUCGAAAAAACUUAUCCACACCGGAACAGUUGGUUAAUUCACACACGUUGCCGGUAGAGAACCACUACACCCAUAUGGAUGAUAAUAACUAUAAUCCGGUUCAGAUAGACGAGGCGUCCUACGCCGAAGUAGGCAACGAGAUGGGUCCAUUCGAGACCAAUUCUUACAAGUCGAGCUCCGUGCAUCACGGAGGCGACAAUGACGUUCUUAUCAUGAACUGUCCACUGCCGGCCAUCCCAACCGGUUCCCACAGCGGGGGAGCUAGCGGUUCGGGUAGUGCGUACUACUCUGGUCUGCUCAACAGUGCAGAUAUGCCUGGCGACGAGGACGAAGACGAGAGACCGUAUGAGAUCGUCGAUCUGAAGGAGAUGUCUUCACCUCACAAAAGUCACAAUGUACAAAGUCAUUUUCUGAACGAAACUAACAAUUUGCUGACCAUUGAGAAGCACUCGGAAGGCUUACCGGAGGGAACAAUCUCAGCGUCCGAUUAUGUUUAAGUUUUAGCAUCGACUUGUCAAGAUAUUUUGAAGGCUUUAGCAUUUGUGUGUUGGGUGCUUGCGCUAUUUUGUUGUUUUCUGUUAUCAAACUUUAAAAUUUAGGAGCCAAGUUACAAAAUUUUGGCAGAAAAAUAGACAUUUUGGCUGGUAGUAUCUCCGGUUAUAAUAAAAAAUGCUUGUUACUGCACUAUUUAGUUGGAAAUAGAUCCAUCAAAUUGUUUUAACUUGCAAAGUCUGUUCGACUAGAAACGAUAAAGAAAUAAGUAUUUUCGUGAUCACUGCCCUGCCAGACAGAUCUACUGAACUAUUCCAAAAUUGUAGCGAGUUGAAAAAGCGUUAUUACUAUCUGGCACAAUCUAUGCAAACGUAUAUGAACAGCAUUACUAUUGUAAUCAUAAUGACAAAAUUAUACCAUGUACUAUAUUAAGAUUGAGCAUAUCGAUGCUUAUUGAUAUCUUUCUAUUGAAAACGCCCCAACAAUAGCAUCUGGACUGAAAUCCUCAAAAUACCGCUCGCACCCUUGUGCAUCUUUAGUUCAUAUUUAUAAGAUAAUACAAAACUCUCUAAAGUAGAUUUCUUCUAUUGUGCAUAAUUUUCUGUAGACGUGAGUAUUUAUUUCUUUGAAUAUUCAGUAGCAACUCGACGCUAGUUUAUUUAAGAAUAUUAGGAACGUGCAUCAAAAAUGGCCCUUACACAGACAAAGUCUAGGUUAAACAACAUUCCGUCACAAAUUUUGAACGACCCUCCUUCUACCCCUGACGUAGAAUUGUGUGAUCCUCUGUAGCCUUAGUAACACUUAGAUUAGUAGAGAAAUUGUAUUUAAAUGUGAAACAUUUUGAUAUUAUACACCAUUUUGGAAAGAAAAACAAAAAACAACGAGCUCGAACCACCAGACGUUCACAAUUCAAACAGUAGAGAUUUUAGACAUUUUUUACAUUUAUUCAAAAGUAAUAAAUGAACCUUGUACAACCUAGUCGUAAGUCGUAACGAACAACUUUGUAUGGUAUUUUGCAGCCGCUCCCAGCCCGACCCAUCCGAUACUCUGUAUACUAGCGUUAAGAACCAGUCAAACAUAUUGUGCUUAAAAAAGAACCCCAGUUCAGAACUGAACCGCAAAAUCCAGCCAAUAUUAGCCGCACGUAAUCAUGUGCCGUUUUGAGUUUUAAAAACAUUGAGCAAAAAGCUUUUUGAAAGCUAC